Leptomonas pyrrhocoris is the source of this 2126-nucleotide messenger RNA. RefSeq lists its product as hypothetical. Lineage: Eukaryota; Euglenozoa; Kinetoplastea; Trypanosomatida; Trypanosomatidae. The coding region runs from base 96 to 2126 and encodes 676 amino acids. The transcript has a single exon. The record is from RefSeq and is a predicted model, not a curated record.
AGUUUGCGUGCGAUCCUGGAUGCCGUCUGCCUGUUGUGCCUAGGUGCUUGCGCACGUGUCGUUUUCCUCCAGCUCAUUCCCACGGCCGAAAAAGCAUGCGAAACGCGCUUCUGCACACAGGGGUGGCCGCCCUUCUCUCUUUCUUCCUUCUGCUUAUCAGCGCCAACACCGGCUCCGCAGCGACAAGCGUGGCAACGCCGCUCUCUACGCAUGUGCUGAAUAUUACGUUGGACGCUGCCGGCUGGCCAACCGACGCGGCAGCACUGGACACUUACGUGGCUGGCCUCGCCUCGCAGGUCAGCACGACUGUCUGCGGGAGUCUGCCCUCUACUGUGAGCAACUGCACCGCCUUCAUGAUGGCGGUGUCGGCGACGUCGUCACCGGUGAAGGUCGCCGUUCAAGUCAGCGUGCUGACGGCCUCGUACGGCGCCGGUAAUGGCACGUACACGCUGCUCUCGCAAUGGGCUGCCGGCAAGAACCUGUUCAGCUUGCCUGCCAUUUCCGGCACUCUCCCUACACCGUCGUACAGCACCGGCAGCUACACGGUGCCUUGCCGAGGAGCGCAGAGCUACGCCUUUCUGCCAGCCUGUGCCCCUUCCGAGACCCCACACACGAUCGUCUACGUGCAGACAACCAGCACCGCCCUGCAGUCGACGUUUCUGUCGUAUCUGUGUCCCACCUCCGCGCCCACGCCCUGCGCCGCCAGCGUCACCGUCACGAGCUCCACCGACAGCUAUCAAGUUGUCAACAUCACCGGCACUUCGAGGGGCUUGGAGGCGGUGCUGGCCUUCGUGGCUGAUGCCCGUGCGAGCUACCUCGGCCCCUCCGCCACCACGAACGUCGUUCCCGGUGAGACAACCGGCGACAGCAGCAAACACCUGGGUGUCACGGCCGUGGAGCUGCGCUACCGCGCCGUCCGCGCCACCCUGUUCUCGGCCAACGAAAACCAGCGCACCUACAUGACCUCUGCCCACCUGUCACUGCAGUGUGAGUCGAGCUACAACUUGUGGGCCAUCGCCUUCGUUGUCAUCCCUUUCCUCGCCAUCGGGCUCUUUCGCUACAUCUGGUACCGCGGACGGCACCGCUCCAAGAAGCACGAGCGGCGCCGCAUCGUUGCGGACGAGACGCGGAUUAUGCAGGGCUACACCAACCCGGCCGACGCCCCGGCCACCGAGGCGGCACCACCGCCCGGCGUGGACACCUCCGCCCUCGCGCCGCAGUGGGCGAUGGACGAAAACGGGAAUUACUACGACGCCAACGCAGCUGGUGCGGCGAACGGUAACGAUGUGCCCCCUGCCACGCGAGGGGUGGACAGCGUAACAUAUCAAACCUGGGUGGACCCGGAGACAGGGGAGACCUACCAGUACGCCGUGGCCAGCUCCGCUGCAGGGGCGGCAACGGGCGCUGAUGCUACGCAGCAGCAGCAGCAACCAGAAGCCGGCGGUGAGGGCGACGUUACGUACCAAACGUAUGUGGAUCCGGAGACAGGGGAGACCUACCAGUAUGCCGUGGACAGCUCUACCGCGGGGGCCGCAGCAGACGAAGCGCAGGAUCAGUCGCAGGCAGCCCAGCAGAGUGGAGACGCCGGUGUCACCCACCAAAUGUAUGUCGAUCCCGAUACAGGUGAAACCUAUCAGUAUGCCGUGGACAAGGCAACCGGUGGGGCCAGCGCAGCAAACGCCGGUGCCCAGCAGACGGCAGAGGCAGGUGGCGGCGAUGGCAGCGUGAGCUAUCAAACCUAUGUGGACCCGGAAACUGGCGAGACGUACCAAUACGCGGUAGAUCCGGCAAAUGCCCGUACUCAAGAUGAACCCGUGGCGCAGACUGCCGUAGAAGCCGCAACGACGGACGGCUAUCAAACCUACGUGGACCCGGAAACUGGCGAAACGCAUCAGUACUCCACAGCAGAUAACGCAGGAGGGGCCGAUGGGGCUGACGGGCAGCAGUACGAGUACGUGGAUCCGAACACGGGUGAGACCUACAGGUACGACGCCUCUGCUGUGCAGAAUGACGGUGUCGCAGAUGCAGCUGCAGCUGGGGACACCGACGCGGCAGGCACCUACCAGUACGUGGAUCCUGAGACGGGGGAGACGUAUCAGUACCAAGAUGCGUAUGCAGCACAGUGA